CGAUAUACGUCCUCGUAUCAUUCGAUGUCGUUCGAUAUCCGGCACUUGCCAAAGUUAUGGAGUGGUGUGCACUUCGCGAAAGAGACUAUUAUGACUUCCGAAAACUAUCCAAAGAUAAUUUGUUGUUGUUGUAUAUAUUGCUGAUCGCACUGAUCUUUAUUACUUUGUUCCUAUGCGGCUUUUUCUUCACUUCUUCUCAUUAUGACCAUAAGAUCGCCUCGAACUCGAAUAUACCCGAAUACAUCGGUAACUUGAGAAUAAAGACAGAUCUGUUAUACAAACCAUUGAUAAAAAGAUUAAUAUUCAUGGUGAUCGACGGGCUAAGGUGGGACUUUAUUGCGGGUCCAAUAGGAAAAAUCGCCAUGCCGUUGACGAGUGAUAUACUGGCAAAUGAUCACGGAUGCUUGAUACAGGCUAAAUUGCAGGCACCAACAGUGACGAUGCCUAGAAUAAAAGCCAUGAUGACUGGUACAGUGCCAAACUUUGUAGAUGUAAUACUGAACUUUGGGAGUAAACCUCUGCACGGCGAUAAUUUGUUGUCCCAAGCGAAGGCACAUGGGCAUAAAUUAAUAUUUUAUGGAGACGAAACUUGGCUCUCUCUAUUUCCCAAUAUAUUUGAUCGUCACGAUGGUACUACUUCGUUUUUUGUUACAGAUUUUACAGAGGUAGAUAAUAAUGUGACUCGACAUAUACAAGACGAGUUGAGUAAUGACGAUUGGGAUGUGAUGAUUCUUCAUUAUCUCGGACUAGAUCACAUUGGUCACGUCGAAGGUCCGUUUGGUCCAUCAAUUAAACCUAAAUUACAAGAAAUGGAUAAGAUUGUCGCUCAAAUAGCCCAAAAAGUUCAGGAUUGGAACGAUGAUGGAGAACCCACACUUUUCGUCGUCUGCGGCGAUCAUGGAAUGAAAGACUCUGGCGGCCACGGCGGCUCGACGCCGGAAGAAACAACAGUGCCGAUUAUUACGGUAGGAGGAACCAACUGUGUAUAUGAAGACACUGAAUUAAGAAUUCCGAUUGAGGUCCAGCAACUCGAUAUUGCGGCGACAUUAUCGGCCGCUCUCGGGCUACCCAUUCCUUCUACAAGUCUUGGCUCCGUAUUUCUGGACUAUAUCUACAAUCUCCAAGACGAUAAACGGCUCUUCCUCCUCAAUUACAACUUGAGACAGUUGUUUGAUCAUUUCCAGAAAUUCACCAACGAAACUGAGUAUAUAUACCAGAAAUAUUUGAACAUCACGGAUCUGCAUCUUGAUUGGUUGAACUCAAACGAGACACAGCGUGAUCGAAACGACAUUGAGAAUAUUGUCUUGUCUUAUCACGCGAUUCUUGAUACGAUGAAGGAAGAGCUUGUAACUAGCCAUUUAGUCAUAUACGACUUUAGUCUGAUAGUUGUUGUCUUGUUCGUCAUGUGGCAAAUGGUUUUCAUCGCGUUUCAUGUGGAAUGGACAGUUUGGACUACGCGUAAAAACACAGUAUUUUUUUUCUUGGUGGGAUUUUCCCUGUGCUUAGGAUUGUAUCUUUACACUUUUGGAAACAUAACUGUUCUUUGUCCGAGUAUCAAAGCUCUAUUGUUCCUACUAAUUAUCGGCGUUUCAUAUAUUAACUAUAAUCUGAAUUUAAAUGACAAGAGAAAUGUGAGAACCAAUUUAUUUAAUUUCCAAUGUUCGAUAAUAAAAAAUAUUAAUUUAAACAUUGAAA
Messenger RNA from Trachymyrmex cornetzi, 1695 nucleotides. It is a transcript of the gene PIG-G, whose product is annotated as phosphatidylinositol glycan anchor biosynthesis class G. Gene Ontology annotation, biological process: GPI anchor biosynthetic process. The annotation marks the transcript as partial. NCBI's taxonomy places the organism in Eukaryota, Metazoa, Arthropoda, Insecta, Hymenoptera, Formicidae. Gene Ontology annotation, cellular component: endoplasmic reticulum membrane. The transcript is spliced from 7 exons. The record is from RefSeq and is a predicted model, not a curated record.